UUUAGCAUUAUUGUUUUAAAUCAGUUGGAACUGCAGCUGGCUAUAUAAUCGAGAUCGAGUCACCAGAGUCCACACAAGAUGCACGGGCGGUGUGUAAUUGGUUGCCUGCUCUUAGUGUGUUUAGUUCCAACUGCUUUAUGCCGAGGAUUUAUAAACUUGAAGCCCAUUCAUGUUAGCGGGGAUGGAGACGCCACAGAGAGUCCCACUACUCAAGCGCCAUCUGCUCCUUCAGCGCCCUCCAACAGGGACAUCACCAUCGGGCCUUGCAAGUGGGCCAUAGGCCGCAGUUGUCCGGAUCCGGAUGUCAAGUACUAUAUCUACACACGCCAUAAUCCAAUGGACAGGCAGUGCCUGCAUAUUGACGAAUCCCUGGAGAAGUCCAAUCUUACUGCCUCCUACUUCAAUCCCAGAUAUCCCACCAAGAUCAUUAUCCAUGGCUACAACUCGGAUAUGUUUCUGCAUCCCCUGCAGCAAAUGAGAGAUGAAUACCUGGCCAAGGCGGACUAUAAUAUUAUUUAUGUGGACUGGAGUAUCCUGUCACCAGGACCUUGCUAUGUUAGUGCCGUUCACAACACCCGACAUGCGGGCACCUGUACGGCACAGCUGGUGGAACGCUUGGUGGAGACGGGAAACACGGAUAUCCACGUAAUUGGCUUCUCAUUGGGGGCUCAAGUGCCAAAUUAUAUAGCCCGAAAUCUGAGCUCAUUCAUACUGCCAAGGAUCACCGGCUUGGAUCCAGCUAUGCCCCUGUUUAUCACCUCCGGCAUUGCGGAUAAGCUGGACCCUAGCGACGCCAACUACGUGGAUGUGAUUCACACAAACGCUUUGGUCCAGGGAAAAAUGGAAAGAUGUGGCCAUGCCGACUUUUAUAUGAACGGAGGAAUCAUGCAGCCAGGAUGCAGUGGCCAGAAAAUAAAUUCCUUUGCCUGCAGCCAUCAGCGUGCGCCUGCCUAUUUCCUGGAGUCCAUUCGCUCUCCCAAAGGAUUCUGGGGCUGGGCUUGCAGCGGCUACAUCUCCUACCUGCUGGGAAUGUGCCCUCCGACCAAUUUCCUCCUUGAAGCCGGAGACAACAUACGUCCUACUACUCGAGGAAUGUUUAUGAUAGACACCAACGAUAGUUCACCUUUUGCCUUGGGCAAGUGGACCGAUUUACCCACUCUUGGAGCUAAGAAACCGCAUUGGAGAGCUCCUGCGCAGAAGUUGUCAGCGCCACCAAAUCAGGGCGUGGAUCCCCUACUUCAGCACAUCGAUCAGUUUGGCAAGCUGACGGCCAGCUUUAACAACCUGCAGAUGUCUCCCCAAGGGGACCAGGAUCCGUAUGAGCACUGGACCAGUUUCAGUCCCGAGCAGAAGGAGAACGUCGAUGACGACUCUGUGGAGGAGCAGGAUCUGGUUGAGUUCGUCGAUCCCGAUGACCGCCACCUGAGUACGCAGGCACCUUCGGUCAGCUGGUUGGACUACCGGAGGAACCUGACCUAUGGCUUCAUAGAGAAUAACAUAUUUGCUGUGCCCACAUUGGAUUAGCCUGAACCGACGCUUUCCAUGCGAUUUAAACACCUUCCUUGCCCCCAUUCCUUACUAAUAAAUAAGCAUCACCUAAGCUGACAAAAUAAUUAGAAAUUCAGUGCGUUUCAAAU
Molecule: messenger RNA, 1637 nt
Organism: Drosophila kikkawai
Lineage: Eukaryota; Metazoa; Arthropoda; Insecta; Diptera; Drosophilidae
Product: phospholipase A1 member A
Biological process (GO): lipid catabolic process
Molecular function (GO): lipase activity
Source: RefSeq, a predicted model, not a curated record